AGGAGGAGGAAGGAGGGGAUCGGCUCAGUGAAUGAAUGGGCGGCAGCGGCGGCUGCUCCCCUGCUCAAUGGCUGCUGGGCUGAUAGGAGCCAGCCCCGCAGCUGGUGCCUCCCUCACCCUCCCGUGUUUUGUCUCAGGCUCGCCCUGCUCCGGGCUCCCCAGACAUGUUCAACCAGCAGCAGUUCCAGCAGCAGCUGCUGCAGCUCCAGCACCUCCUCCAGCAGCAGCACCACCAUCCCCCGGCGCAGCAGGGAGGCCGGGGUUUGCCACCACCACAGCAGCAACAGAUGCUGAGCUUACGGGCAACAAACCAACCAUCCCUGCUCAAUGCCAAUCCUAUGCUUCAGCGGGCCUUACUCAUGCAGCAGAUGCAAGGAAACCUGCGUGGAUUUAACAUGACAGCACCAGCACUGCAGCAGUUCUUCCCUCAGGCUACAAGACAUUCCCUCCUGGGGCCACCACCUGUUGGGGUCUCAUUAAAGCCAGCUCGGAUGGGCUUCCCCAGCCUUCCCUUCCAGCGCCAGAACCGAACCUUCCGCAAGGACUUCCAGAGAGUCCCUGACAGAAAGAGGGAACUAGAUCCUGGUUCUUCAUCUCAGACACAAGGUGAUGAGAAAAUGGAAAUCCCAGAGGGAAUGCAAGCAAUGUCAGAGCAGAACAACUGUUCCACAUCCACAGAGCCAAGAAUUCCAAGAGAAUCUCUGUUGAACAUGGAGCCUGCAGCAAAAAGACUGAAGAGUGUUACUGAGGAGCCUGCAUUAGAGGAUGCAACAGACAGCAGGGAAGCAGGAGAGACAAGCACCCAUGUCCAAGCUGAUGGUACAGGCAAUGCAAGGGAGUACACAGCUGAAGAUCUGUCUAAAGAGAGGAAAUUCUCUGAGGAACCAAAGGCUCCUGAGGUGUUGAGCUCUGGAGGUUCACUGAAAGUGACUAUUCAGCAGAGCAGUGAGAGCAGAGCUAUCAGUACAACAGCUCUGAAACCAGGGCACUGGACCUGUGAGGUGGGCACAGCUGACCCCAGCCCUGAAUCAGUCCUUAAAUUCUACUGUUAUAUCUGCAAGACCAACUGCUGCAGUCAGCAGAAAUUCCAAUCCCACAUGGCUGGAAUUCAGCACCAGCAGCGACUUAGGGAGAUUCAGCACAUGAGCAAUGUUUGCUUUGUUUCAUUACUGCCCAUGGUGAAGGAGCAGAAAGUGCUGGCAGAGAAAGAUGGAGACACCCAGCAGAGAUGGUGUAACACUUGUCAGAUACACUUCACAGGGGAUCUGAUCAAACAUCGCAGGACCCAAGAACACAAGCUGGCCAAACGUUCGCUCCGUCCUUUCUGCACCGUCUGCAGCCGCCACUUCAAGACCCCUCGCAAGUUCGUGGAGCACAUGAAGUCCCCUGAGCACAAACAGAAAGCCAGAGAGGUGAGGCUAGGAGAGAAGGAGUUGGGCAGCCCGGAAGAUUCAGAGGAGUUGAUCACAGUGGAUGCUGUUGGCUGUUUUGAAGAUGAUGAUGAUGAAGAGGAGGAAGAGGAGGGGGGAGCUGUUGAAGAGGAAGACCUUGAUGUAGCACUGACAGAGAAUAAGGAUUCUGCUGCCAAGCAGACUGGGCUGAAGGAAAUGUCUUUGGAGGAUUACGAAGGAAGCGAGAAGUAUUGUCCAGACACAGCCUAUGGCCUGGAUUUUCUGGUCCCCGUCGCAGGUUACCUCUGCAGGCUGUGUCACAAAUUCUACCAUAGCGACUCUGCUGCCCGGCUCGCACACUGCAAGUCCCUGAUGCAUUUUGAGAACUUUCAGAGGUACAAGGCAGCGAGGCAUCGUGCCACAGCUGUCUACCCCGAGGCUCCUUUGCAUUCCCAGGGCUCCAGCUCCCAAUUGCUGGAUGAUCCGAAACAGCCUCCUGCUACAGCAGCAGAUACCAGUAAGAGGAUGAAUGAUGAUCAUGGGAUAGACAAGAAAGGCACAGAGCUGCCAGCCCUUCAAGAACAAGCUUGGAGGUCUCUGGAGGGCACGGGUGAGCUGGCCACCUCUGUAGCAGAGGGCGAAAGCCCAGCCAGCGUGACUGAUGAUGUGUGUGGAAUCAUGGUGGUAGAAGAAGAAAACCUACAUGAAAAGAGCAAGUCCCCUGCCCCUAGCGCCGACUGCCCGCUCCCGGGGGAGAGCUGCGCCCUGGGGGCCUUGCUGGGACACACCGUGUCUGAGGAGGAAGCCAGUGCAGCCAGGCCAAGGGAAGGCACAGGUGACCACCAGGAUCCAGGCAGUAGAGGUGGUUUAGGACAGAAUGAGGAAGCAAACACAGGCCAAGAGGCAGAGCCUUCCUCCCUAGCCAAAGGUGAGACAAGCAGUCUUGCCUCUGCUGGGGGCAGACGCUCUACUAGGCGCAAACCCAGAUAGAGUGGCCUUAAAGGGAGAGCCCUUUCCGUAGGAUAUUUGCUGGAAAUGUUUAUUUUCGGAGUCUUUUAAUAGAGCAAAAACCUUCAACUUUACUGCUGUUUUUAUUUUAAGAAUAAAAUAAGCCUGGCUUUAGUGUGUCUAAUACAGGAUGGUGUUGGUUAUUACUCAUACAGGUGGGAAUACAGCAAUUAUGUGGAAAGACUGAGGUUUGGAUUGUUGAAUCUGAAAGACAGUGAUAUAAUUUUUAUGGGGGACAAAGUUCAUGAAGUAGAUGGAUGCAGACUUUUAUUUCACUAAGAAUUCUUUGUAGCUCCUCUGUUGUUUCCAGGCAAAGGAAAAGUUUCUCUGUUGGGAGACUGUGCUCAGUUUUGCUCCUCAGAACAGUUUCCUGCACAUUCUUUGGACAAGCACUGUGUCCU
Apus apus (common swift) is the source of this 2800-nucleotide messenger RNA. It is a transcript of the gene CIZ1, whose product is annotated as CDKN1A interacting zinc finger protein 1. The record is from RefSeq and is a predicted model, not a curated record. Gene Ontology annotation, molecular function: zinc ion binding; nucleic acid binding. NCBI's taxonomy places the organism in Eukaryota, Metazoa, Chordata, Aves, Apodiformes, Apodidae. Gene Ontology annotation, cellular component: nucleus. The coding region runs from base 165 to 2381 and encodes 738 amino acids. The transcript is spliced from 15 exons.